CGGAUAGUGAAGAAAAUCGCGGGUCAUCCAAGGAAGUGGUUUUUCUCACAUCUCGUCCCUUCUCUAUCCUUCAGUUGACGUCAUCUUUGACGUACCAGUAAUACUGGACAAACGGGACUACAAAAGAACCGAUCAGCAAGACAAUGAGCACGAAAGACGACUUGAACCUGCGAUAAGAGGUACCCGUUGCAUUGUGUUGAUCAUCCUUCCAAUGUGUGCGUACUGGUUGGCUUUGGUAGCCUCCUUGGACGGCACCUCAAACUUCGCCGAUCUGCCCUGCUCAACGCCGAUCUCCUCUCCCAACACAUUGGUCUCCACGGCUGUCAACGUGUUCAGCAUGAACCCUCGAAAGUCUGCCUGGCUGUUGCCUGCUGUCACCGUAACCUGCGGCGCAGUGGCAACCGGGCUGACCCAGCCUGAUUCCGGCGCAGGAGGGAUGGCAGAGAGCGUUGAACGCCAUUGUCGAGGCCUCAAUGGACCAGAGCCCUUGAUGAAUGUGGCUCGAGAGGUGGAUCCAACCGAAAGGAGGAGAAGGAAGGCCAACAAUAGCGAAAAGACCUUCAUUUUGCCGCGCCGUGUAACCCUUGACCGUGGGUUUAGGGUUUGGGGUUUG
This is a messenger RNA of Vitrella brassicaformis, 613 nucleotides long. The record is from the annotation of a GenBank genome assembly. Lineage: Eukaryota; Vitrellaceae.